Cyphellophora europaea CBS 101466 is the source of this 1164-nucleotide messenger RNA. RefSeq lists its product as uncharacterized. Gene Ontology annotation, cellular component: pre-snoRNP complex; nucleus. The record is from RefSeq and is a predicted model, not a curated record. The coding region runs from base 1 to 1164 and encodes 387 amino acids. The transcript has a single exon. NCBI's taxonomy places the organism in Eukaryota, Fungi, Ascomycota, Eurotiomycetes, Chaetothyriales, Cyphellophoraceae. Gene Ontology annotation, biological process: maturation of LSU-rRNA from tricistronic rRNA transcript (SSU-rRNA, 5.8S rRNA, LSU-rRNA); box C/D snoRNP assembly; snoRNA localization.
AUGGACGAAGAAAACACCCCCCUCACGGCCCUCUGCGCCAUCUGCCACGUCGGCCCCCUCAAGUACACGUGCCCGCGCUGCAGCAUCCACACCUGCUCGCUCCCCUGCGUGAAGCAGCACAAGACCCGCGCCCCUUGCUCCGGCGUGCGCGACCCCACGGCCUACAAGCGGCGCAGAGACCUCGUCUGCGCCAGCAGCAUCGAUUCCGACUUUAAUUUCAUCACGUCGCUGGAGCGGUCGUUGGCGCGGGCGGAGCAGGAGCAGGAGCAGGGGAAUGAAAACGGUGAUGGUGGGGCGUUGAGGGUGUCGGGUGCGAGCAGAGCGAAACAGACGGACUCGGCGAGGCUGGAGAGGCUGGUGAGGGAGAGUGGCGUGCUGUGGCGGCGGGCGCCGCGGGGGAUGAAGAGGAGGAAGGAGAAUGAGACGAGGGUCGAUCAUGGGGGCGUGAUGUGGACGGUGGAGUUCUUGCUGCCGGAUGGGCGGAGGAAAGUGGGUAAUGUGCUGGAGAAGAGUACGGUGCGGGAGGCGUGGGAGGGUGUGGUUAGGACGGCGCCGGCGCAGAAGAGUCUGGGAAAGAGGAAGCGUGGACCUGUUGUGCGGCAGGCGGGGGACGAUGGUGCCCCAGGAAAGAAGCAGAGUGCCGUUCUGGAGGCCUCGGAACGGCAGUCUGAAGGAUCUGACGCGGUGCCUAAAUCCCCCAGCCGAGAGGAUGCUGCUGUCGACGGCCCGCAGGCCGCUGAGUCGCAUCUCGACUCGGCUUCGUUGAUCACGUUCGAAAACAGCCACUUCUACCUCCUUCGACCGAACACGCCCUCGAAGCUCAAGGUGCUGAAGCACCUACAGCCCAGCGACAAGAUUGUGGAUAUCUUACGAGGCCGCACAGUCAUGGAGUACCCGACGCUCUACGUCAAGAACGAGCCACCAGAUGAGUUGCCUGCGCCGUGCAUGACUGAGGAGCGGUAUCUGCAAGAAUUCGGCGAAGACGUUGUCGUGCCUUCUGGUGACCGAGCUGCAUCGAAAGAAGAAGAAGAACAAGGCGAUGAGGGCGAAGAAGGGGAGAUCACAGAGAACAAGGACCUCAAGCAGGAGGCUGCCGAUCUGCUCCAUGCACUGGGUGAUCCGAGUAAAGUGCUGUCCGUCUUGCAGCAGGACGUUAAAUCAUGA